Molecule: messenger RNA, 357 nt
Organism: Durusdinium trenchii
Lineage: Eukaryota; Dinophyceae; Suessiales; Symbiodiniaceae
Source: the annotation of a GenBank genome assembly
GACAAAAACCGAUCCAGAACUGAUGGUGGAAACAAUGGCAAGGAGCAAAAGAAAGACCAUGAGGCUCAUCAGCAGGAAAAGAAACAAAAGGAAGCAGAAGAUGAGUUGAAGAAGGUGAAACAAAUGCUGGAAGAGUAUGAGAAAGAGAAGUCCAGCAAGCUGCGUCGGACUGCUUCAGUGUGUGUUUCUUUGGACUUGAGCAGCGAUGAGAAUGAACAUGCUGAAGAUGAUUGCAUUUCCACACCUGGCUCACCGCAGUCCAGUGAACCAACAGAGCUGAUGGAUGAUUCUGAUGGUCAUGGUCAUGCAGAGGAGGGUGAGGGUGAGGGUUCCUAUGACAAGACAGAGUCAGCAGAG